Molecule: messenger RNA, 5139 nt
Organism: Mytilus californianus (California mussel)
Lineage: Eukaryota; Metazoa; Mollusca; Bivalvia; Mytilida; Mytilidae
Exons: 2
Coding region: 94-1776 (560 amino acids)
Molecular function (GO): zinc ion binding
Source: RefSeq, a predicted model, not a curated record
CUAAUUUACUUCCUUGUAACUGACAUUUUAGAGAAAAAAAAGGGAUAGAAACAAAAUACAGAUGAUGUGACAAUUCCCUAAAUCAAAGAGGUCAUGUCAUCCAAUAAACCUUUACUAUGUGGACCUUGCCAUAAAGGAGAAGUAAACACGAAAGCUGACGUCUGGUGUUACAACUGUGAUGAAGGAUUAUGCUCAACAUGUUUAAGUCAUCACAAAAGAUUCAAAGCAACAUGUGAUCAUAAGACAAUUGAUAUUAAAAGUUAUAAACCAUCCAUCCAAGCCAUUAAAACAGAAUGUAACAAACAUAGUCAACGACUCAACUUGUACUGUCCCAGUCAUUUAAUGCCUUGCUGUGAUGAAUGUAUUUCAACCAGUCAUUCAAAAUGUACAGGAAUAAAAAGUUUGGCAGGUGUCGUAGAGAAAACCAAAAUUGAAAAAUCAAAGGAAACUGUAGAGACAGACAUAAGUUCUCUCAUAAAUGUUUUGAACAAAUUAAUCAGCAACAAAUCAGAAAACAUCAAAACGGGAGAAAAUCAAUGUGUAAGCAUAAAGAAAUCAAUAACAGAAAUUAGAAAGGAAAUAAAUAAACAUUUAGACCACCUGGAGAAGAAGUUAUGCAAAGAAAUAGAUAGUAUUUGGAAUCAGGAAAAAUCAAAAGCAACUGAUUUCAUUUCUGAAAUUGACAGGAAAACUAAAAGCUUGAAGAAAAUGAAAGAACAUUUACAAACAGUCACAACACAUAGUUCUAAACUACAAUCAUUUCUUGGUGUACAUCAGAUUGAACAACAAGUACACCAAUGUCAAAGAUAUGUUGACGAUCUGGAAAUUGAUGAGAGCUUCAAAGAAGUUGACAUCAAAAUGGAACAAAAUGAUGAAAUAGAAAAGAUACUAAGCAAAUUAGAAUCAUUAGAAUCACUAGGAGAAGUAAUGGUUGUUAAGACAGAUGUAGUCAUGAAUAGAGAAACAAGUGUGAAGAGGGAAGCACAAGUAGAAUCACAAGAACAAACAAACAUAAACAACAUGACCAUGAAUAUUGAGACAAAGAUAAAGAUCAACAUGGAGAAGGAAAUUAGUGACAUGAUUUGUCUGAUGGAUGUAAGAGUUAUAGUAGUGGAAUGGGGAGGUAAAGUUUACCUACUUACUUCUGAUGGCAAACUACAGAAACAACUACCUAUACCUGGUAGACCCUGGAGUGUUACACAGAUCAAUCAGGACACUAUAGCCAUGACUUAUCAUAGGGAGACAGCCAUUAAGAUCUUCAAUAUGGAGAAUGAAACAGUUACCAAAGUUAUCAAAUUAGACAAAGUAAGCAGGGGUUUGUCAUUCUACAAUAAUUCUCUGGCUGUAGGUUUGAAUAAUGAUGAAAUCUGUAUUUUAGACUUGGAAGGAAAUACACUGAAGUCAAUAAAAGUUGAGAGUAAAUCAAACCUGGAGUACCUUGUUUACCGUAAUGACAGAGUAAUCUAUAGUGACUGGAUUGGUAAAGCAGUAUACUGUGUUGAUGGAUCAGGUAAACAGACCUGGCAAUAUAAACAGGAUUCAAAAGGACCAAGAGGACUAUGUACAGAUAUUUAUGGUAACAUUAUUGUAGCAGACUGUGUCUCUAACAGAAUAAUAGUUAUAUCAAAAGAUGGACAGAAUAGUAAAGUACUGAUGAGUCAAGAGAAUGGAUUGAGAUUACCGAUGUGUGUUUGUUUUAAAAGUAAUGAGUCUUCAGGUUUUAUUUGUGAUGACAGGGGUAACUACUUAGUAAAAUUCAAUUUAUCUUAUGGAUAACAUAAACCAUGACAAAUUAAGUGAUAUUGCUUUCCAAUGACACUAUGAAGAUAAUAUACAUAUAACAAGUGGAAAUAUUUAGUACGAAGUUGUGAAUGUGAGAGAUACUGUAGACAAAUGUAUGUUUGUAUUGUGUUGUUGGGGUACUGUCUAAUUAAUUCUCACAUCACAUAUCCUAAUAUUCCUAAGUGGUUUGGUGUGAAGUUUGAAUGUGAGAGAUAAUGUAAACAUGUGUAUAGAUGUAUGAUUUUAAUAGUGUUGUUGGGUUACUGUUUAAUUAAUGUCCACAUCACAUAUCCUUAUAUUACUAAGCAUUGCUAAGUAUGAUAUUUUGUGUGAAGUUUGAAUGUGAGAGGUUAUGUAGACAAGUGUGUAGAUGUAUGAUUUUGAUAGUGUUGUUGGUUUUCUGUCUAAUUAAUGUCCACAUCACAUAUCCUUCUAUUCCUAAGAGGUGAUAUUUUAUGUGAAGUUUGAAUGUGAGAGGUUAUGUAGACAAGUGUAUAGAUGUAUGAUUUUGAUAGUGUUGUUGGUUUUCUGUCUAAUCAAUGUUCACAUCACAAAUCCUUAUAUUCCUAAGUGGUGAUAUUUGGUGUGAAGUUUGAAUGUGAGAGGUUAUGUAGACAAGUAUAUAGAUGUACAUUUUAACUGUGUUGUUAGUUUACUGUCUAGUUUAUGUUUAAAUGUGUUGUAAAUCAUAGUGUGAUACCAUUCUUAAACCAAGUUUUAUUAAAUAUUUUUUUUUAUGAAUUGACCAUGACCCCAAAACAAUAGGCUUUUUCCCCUUUCCUAUAUCUUACAUCUGUCCGGUUUUAGUGUCAACAAUUCAUUGUAUCUUGUUUCUAAGACAAUUCAAAUACAAGUAAGCUGAAAAGGUAUUUACAAAGUUGACAAAUAGGAAUCAGAAAAUCAGAUUACUAAUCAAUAUACCCACUUGAGUCAUCCUUGAUCACUAAAAUAAUAAAAUGCUCCGCUGGGCGCAGCUUGAUACGACCGCAGAGGUCCAACCCUGAACAGUUGGGGCAAGUAUGGACACAACAUUCAAGCUUGAUACAGCACUGAAUUUGGAUUGUGAUUAAAUAUUUGACACAGCAUAGGUUUCUGACACAGAAUGAAUGUGGUCUAAGAACUUAAAAUUUUUUAAUUUACCUAUUCAAACCAUAUCAUUAUAAUUUGCUUUUAUAUAUAAAUCAGGAAUAACCAAUUUAAACUGGAAAAUUUUAAAGAAAAAAAAAGGGAAAAAAGGGAAAAAAAAUCCCCCCCCAAAUUUUUUGAACCCCCUUAUGAUUCAUCACCCCCAAACUCAAUCCCAGCCUUCCCUUUGUGGUAUGGUACCUUGCAGUACAAUUUCAGAGAGAUCCAUACACUUGAACACAAGUUAUUGUCUGGAAACUAGAAAAAUGCUUGUUUUUUGGCCCUUUUUUGGCCCCAAAUUCCUAAAUGUUUUGGGCAAUUACCCCCAAACUCAAACCCAGCUUUCCCUUUGUGAUAUGGAACCUUGUAGUACAAUUUCAUAAAGAUCCAUACACUUACACACAAGUUAUUGUCCUGAAACUAGAAAAAUGCUUGUUUUUUGCCCCUUUUUGGCCCCUAAUUCCUCAAAGUUUGAGGCAAUUACCCCAAAAAUCAAUCCCAGCCUUCCCUUUGUGGUAUGGUACCUUGCAGUACAAUUUCAGAGAGAUCCAUACACUUGAACACAAGUUAUUGUCUGGAAACUAGAAAAAUGCUAAUUUUUGGCCCCUUAUUCCUAAACGUUUUGGGCAAUUACCCCCAAACUCAAUUCCAGCUUUCCCUUUGUGAUAUGAAACCUUGUAGUACAAUUUCAGAAAGAUCCAUAAACUUAUACACAAGUUAUUGUCAUGAAACUCGAAAAAUGCUUGUUUUUUGCCCCUUUUUUGGCCCCUAAUUCUUAAAAUUUUGAGGCAAUUACCCCCAAAAUCAAUCCCAGCAUUCCCUUUGUGAUAUGGAACCUUGUGGUACAAUGUCAGAGAGAUCCAUACACUAACACACAAGUUAUGUCUUGAAGUUACAAAAAUGCUUAUUUUUGGCCCCUAAUUCCUUAACUGUUGAUACCAUAACCCCCAAAAUCAAUCCCAACCUUCCUUUAGUGGUAUUGAACCUUACGGUAAAAUUUCAUAGAGAUCCAUUCACAUAAACUAAAGUUAGAGUGCGAAAACCAAUGUGUCUUCGGACGACGAAGAAGGCGACGACGUCACCAACGUCAUACCAAUAUACGAUCGCAAAUUUUUUUUGCAGUUGUAUAAAAAUAAGCAGAUGUGGUAUGAUUGCCAAUGAGACAACUCUCCACAAGAGACCAAAAGACACAGUAUUAAUUAACAACUAUAGGUCACCAAACGGUCUUCAACAUACAUAGAUUUUGUAAACUUGUUCAUCAUCUAUUAUAUCAUUAAAAUGAAAACCAUUAGUUUAAGUACAAACCAUUAAAGAUAUUGAUGUUGAAGCAUCAUAGGUGCAUUCAUCCACGAAAAUGCAAUUUUCUUUCAGACAAUAAAAAGCUAAAUUCUACUUUGAGGUGAUGUGUUAAAUAUAUAUGAUCACAAAUUCAAAAUAGAUGUGCCCAAAGUUGGGUAAAAGAUGGUGUAGCAUGUUAUUGAAUGGUACAUAACCAGGCAAAAUAAAAAAAUUGUUGACACCCCCAAACAGUAUAGAAAAUUGAAAAAGUAGGUGUCAAAAAGUUUUAAAAAAGCGCAUACACAUUUAAAAUCAUCACUGUCAAGCUGCUGCGAUACAGUAAAACAUGCCAGUCAUUUUAUUUGUUGAUGGUGUCAAGCAUUUCUUGACCUUAUCGUUACAGUUUUUUUUAAGAAUUCACUUGGUAUCCAGUUUUUUUUAUUACCUUAAUUAUAAUAAUUAAUUAAUGAUACUGUAGUACUAUAUAAUUAGUUAAGACUUCAAUUACGUGUUCUAGUACCUGGUUUACAAUUAUUCUAAAAAUGUUCAAUUUUGGUUUUCAAUCAGCUAAAAAGGGUCUGUCUGACAAGGUGGAGAAGUUUGUUAGACGAAAAAAAAACAAAUUUCACAGCUUUAAUGUAAUAAUUCUAUGUUUUGUAAAUAUAUAACCUCUGGUUACUAUAGUCAGCUGAGUAGUCGGUGAUUUGGUCCUGACAUAAUUUAUAAGAUGCUUUCAUUAACUUCUCAGAUGAUAAAUUUAGAAAUUAUUGAGAAACUAAGGUUCCAACUCCCUCAGGCAAAUUGGACCUUAAGAUAAAUUUAGCUAUUCUACUGAUGUCAAUUUUGGUACAUAAUAUAUUAUUAGUUUUUACUGAGCAGUUGUAUAAGUAGCCAGUUGCCAUAUUGUACAUAAAUUUAUAUGUUUAUAUUCUUUUAAUAAAUAAUAGUUUAGUA